CAGUGGUGGCGUCAUGUCACCAGCGAAAAGAAAACUACAACCACACACUCGUCAAAUACAUGCAUAUGGCAGGACAAGAGCAACCUUUCCAAAUCAAAAGAAAAUAUAUAAUAGGAAAAACAGAAGGACUAGUAGCUAGACGUCUCUGUCUCAAACUCAAAAAUUUAGUUCGUUUAAUACGAAUCGAUCGCCAUUAAUUCUUCACUGAACUCUAGCUAGCUUCAUUACACCACACUGCUAGCUAGUAGCUACCAUGGAACCAGCCGACCACGUCGCCAUUAUCCCAACUCCAGGUUUAGGCCACCUGAUACCCCUGCUCGAGCUGGCCAAACGACUCGUCGUCCACCACAACUUCACCGUCACCGUCCUCAUCCCCAACGACGGCACGAACCUGACACCGCAAAAGAAACUCCUGGAAGCUUUGCCGGAGACCAUAUCCUCCACCUUCCUCCCUCCCGUCAACUUCGAUGAUCUCCCACCAGAAUCGGCGAUGGAAACCAAGAUCGCUCUCACCUUGGCUCGGUCACUCUCCGCUAUCCGCAACUCAGUUAAGGCCCUUGCGGAGUCGACUCGGCUGGUGGCGCUUGUUGUUGAUCUCUUUGGUCUUGAAGCCUUUGAUGUGGCCAAUGAAUUUAAUGUGCUGCCCUACCUUUUCUUUCCUACUACUGCAAUGCUUUUGUGGUUUGUGUUUGAGUUGCCAAAGCUUGACAAGACAACUACAUGUGAGUACAGGGAUUUGCCUGAACCGGUCCAGCUUCCGGGUUGUGUGCCGCUCCAUGGUAGAGACUUCGCAGAGCCGGUUCAAGAUCGGAGCAAUGAGGCUUAUAAGGCGAUGGUUCGCAUCGCCAAGAUGUAUAAGUCGGCUGCUGGGAUCAUGGUGAAUAGCUUUGCGGAUUUGGAACCGGGUGCUUUCAAGGCUUCCAAAGAGCAAGGACCAGGUCUUGGUCUUCCACCGGUUUAUCCGGUCGGACCGGUAAUAAAGACCGGUUCGGUGAAUGAGAUGGGUGAGAAUGAGUGCCUGAUCAGCUGGUUGGAUGGUCAGCCAAAAGGGUCAGUGUUGUUUGUUUCGUUUGGAAGUGGUGGAACCCUCACCGCUGAGCAAAUGAAUGAGUUGGCUUUAGGGCUUGAAAUGAGUAGGGUCAGAUUUCUUUGGGUUGCUAGGAGUCCAAAUGAUAAACAAAAUGCUACAUAUUUUGGUGCUCAAGGUUCUAACGAUCCUUCAACUUUUCUACCCGAAGGGUUUUUAGAGAGAACCAAAGAUGUUGGUCUAGUGGUAACUUCUUGGGCUCCUCAGGUCCAAAUUUUGAGUCACACAUCGACGGGCGGUUUUUUGACCCAUUGCGGAUGGAACUCAACCCUAGAGAGCAUUGUACAUGGUGUGCCUUUAAUUGCUUGGCCGCUCUAUGCCGAGCAAAAGAUGAACGUUGUUUUGCUUGCUGAAGAUCUAAAGGUAGCAUGGAGGGUUGAGGUGAAUGAAAAGGGCAUAGUGCAGUGUGAGGAGAUUUCCAAGUAUGCAAGGGGACUAAUUGAAGGAGACGAAGGAAGAGUGCUAAAAAAGAAGAUGAUGGAAUUGAAAGAGGCAUCUCAACUGGCUUUGAGCCAAGAUGGGUCAUCUACAAAAUCACUCUCAGAGGUAGUCAAUAUAUGGAAGGAACACAAGAACUAGUCAACAUAUUGUGUCAACGAAUGUAUGUUUUGAAUACAAAUUGAAUAAGGUAUGAGGUUUCUUUA
Messenger RNA from Rosa rugosa (rugosa rose), 1731 nucleotides. Its product is annotated as hydroquinone glucosyltransferase-like. NCBI's taxonomy places the organism in Eukaryota, Viridiplantae, Streptophyta, Magnoliopsida, Rosales, Rosaceae. The record is from RefSeq and is a predicted model, not a curated record. Gene Ontology annotation, molecular function: UDP-glycosyltransferase activity. Bases 254 to 1666 code for a protein of 470 amino acids. The transcript has a single exon.